AUGGCGUCGUCGGUCGAAGUCGAAGCAGUGCAGGUUUACAAAGCGCUUGUGGAUGGGCUGUUAGACCGCGCGGCGCAAAUCAAGCCCGACAAGCAGAUCGAACCCCCAUUGACCGAGGCUCUUCUCGGCGACCCAAUCUGGGAAGUUCCGUCUCACCAAGAGGAGAGCAUCAAGCUCUUGAACCCGCAGACCCGUUUCGCUGCAGUGGAGAUCGCUUUUCGCGAGAAGUUCUAUCAUACUCUGGUAAGAAGCCGCGGUUACAAUGAAUGGAAUGUAACUGUUGAAGAUUUGCUAACCACCCACAUCUUCUCUCAGGCCUCGACAUCUAUUAACGGCCCUUCCUCUAUUCAUAUUUGGAAUCUCCUCGACAUCGUUUCCAUCUUCUCUGAUAACGAACAAUGCGAACCCGGCUUAAUAUUUUGGCUCAUUGAAGAGCUGCUGGACAGUCAGACUAUCGAUGGCUGUCGCAAGGUAUUCGACUAUCUAGAAUCACGCCGAGAACGCAAUAUCAAGAAACACUUCAAACAAAAGAACUUGAUCAUCCUAAGAUCCUGCAAUGAACUCCUCCGAAGACUUUCCCGAGCCGAAGAUACGGUAUUCUGUGGACGUGUGUUUAUUUUCUUAUUCCAGAGCUUCCCACUUGGCGACAAGAGCUCAGUAAAUCUUCGCGGCGAGUUUCACACCGAAAAUGUCACCAGCUUUGAUGAAAUUUCCAAACCCACCACGGCAGAUGAGAACGAAGACACAACAAUGACCGAGGGCAACGACGAGUCGGCUAGCACAGAUGGCCUCCCGGAGGGAACAACAGACAAGCAGGAGAUUGGAGUUUCCUCAGAUCGGUCCGGCUCGCAAGUUCCAAAGGUCGUUGUUUCUGGAGGUUCCAACGGCAAUUCCAAGGAUAACGUGGACCUUGAUGCCCUAUAUCCCUUAUUCUGGAACCUUCAAUCCUUCUUCUCCGCCCCAAGCAAGAUGUUUGAUGCCGAACGCUUCGCAUCUUUUAAAACCGGCCUCGAUGCUACCUUGCAGGCUUUCAAUAACAUUCAGACCGACAUCGAAAAUCAAUCGGCCUCUCGACCUUCAGAGGAUGCCCACAAGUCUCACAAGCGAAAACGUGCGCCCGAUGAGAAUGAGGUGGGAACCAGCUUCAACCCUAAAUACUUGACCAGCCGAGAUCUAUUUGACCUUGAAGUCGGCGACACCGCCUUCCGACGACACGUUCUGGUCCAGGCGCUCAUCCUCCUAGAUUUCAUGCUAUCGCUUACCUCAAAAUCCAAAGCAAAGAUGACGGAUCUAACAAAUAAGUCUGUCCUAUACGGCUUUGUUUUGAGCGAGGAUGAUGCUAGGUGGGUGGCAGAUAUGCGAAAGAGGAUCGAAGGGUACCUGCAGACCGGCCCGGGAGGCAAAUUCUACUAUCGCAUGGUGGAUACUGUUUUGUCCCGAGACAAGAACUGGGUACGAUGGAAGGCUGAAGGAUGCCCACCCAUUGAACGUCCAGCGAUCACAGUGCCUGACUACAAGAAGGCACAAGAUGAGGCCCGCAAAAUUUAUUCCAACAAGCGCCUCCGCCCCACACCGAUGGGAUCUCUUGACUUGAAAUUCCUCUCUGAUGCUGAAGCAUCAGCCAACAUUGAGCGCCUCAAAGAAUCUGACCGUUUCUCUAUCCCCUCCACCGAUUCAUUAAUGAUGAGUAUCAUGGAUGACGAUAUGGAUAUCGACAUGGCGCAAACUCCGGACGAUAAGGAAGCUGCGGUUCGAGCCAAGUCUAGUAAGACAUGGCGAAUUCUCCGCCUAACUGCUAAGACGAAGCUCUCUGCAUUCGACAAGAUUGAAGACGGCUUGAAACUCCAGGCUCUAUUUGAGGAGCCAACAGCGCCAGUGGAUACUCCUCAGCCGACUGAAGAGAAUGAGGAUACUGAAGAUGCUGAAGGUGCUGAGGAUCAACAUUCUGAAGAUGCCGAAGAUCAACAUGUCGAAGAUGCCGAAGAUGCCGAAGAUGUUAACGACGAGAGUACUGAACAAGGUGUCAAAAGCCCAGCCCAGGAAUCUAUUCCCGUCGUCGAAUCAUUAGGUUGA
Molecule: messenger RNA, 2073 nt
Organism: Penicillium malachiteum
Lineage: Eukaryota; Fungi; Ascomycota; Eurotiomycetes; Eurotiales; Aspergillaceae
Product: THO complex subunit THO1/HPR1
Exons: 3
Coding region: 1-2073 (690 amino acids)
Biological process (GO): regulation of DNA-templated transcription elongation; mRNA export from nucleus
Cellular component (GO): THO complex part of transcription export complex
Source: RefSeq, a predicted model, not a curated record